AUGGCCUCACAAGCAGCGUAUAUGGUUGAGAAGUUGGUAGGGCACGACGACAACGCCAUCAUUGAACAGGACGUGUCGAACUAUGAACAGACCGGUGACAAGGGCGAAUUAAUGCAAGCCUUGGUGUGGCAAGCAAAGGGCAAGGUUGAAAUCGUAAAGGUACCGAAACCCAAGAUUCUGGAAGAUAGAGAUGUCAUCCUCAAAGUCACGGGAAGCACUGUCUGUGGAUCCGACCUACACCUUCUCGAUGGCUCCAUCGUGCAGCUGUCCAAAGGCGACAUCCUAGGACACGAGUUUUGCGGCGUGGUCGACCAGGUCGGGUCGGGCAUCGCGCCGGGCAAGGUGCAGGUCGGCAAGCGAUACGUCGCAAGCUUUCAGAUUGCGUGUGGCGAUUGCUUCUUUUGCAAGAACAAGCUCUCCUCCCAGUGCGAGACGACAAACAGCAACACUUUGGCCAAGGCCAUGUACGGCGGGCGAACGGCAGGCAUCUUUGGCUACUCCCACAUUACUGACGACGUUCCCGACGAGAAGGCGCUGUACCUAUCCGAUGUGCUGUGCACCUCGUACAACUGCGUAAAGGACACCGCGGUAUAUGAGGGCGAUGAGGUGGCCGUCUUUGGUGCGGGACCCAUCGGGCAAAUGGCUGGCGUGUUUGCGCUACGGGAAGGCGCGUCCAAGGUCAUUUUCAUCGACACCGAGCCCCGCCUUUCCUUUGUCAAGGGGCGAUGGCCAUCCGAGCAUAGCGACAAGCUCGUCCUUGUUGAUUUCAAGUCCCUUUCGCACGGCGUCACGAACAAGGAGACUGUGGUGUCCAAGCUCAAAGAACUCUGUGGAGGCCGGGGCCCCGACGUCGCGCUCGAGUGCGCCGCGGGAGAGUACGCCAAAGGCUGGCUCCAUUGGCUGGAGAUCGCGGUGGGCGCGGAGAUGGACACGAGCGAGAUUGUCAAUGAAAUGAUUGAGGGCGUGAGAAAUUACGGCCGCUGUGGCGUGACUGGUGUUUACGUUGGAUACACGAACCACUUCAAUAUCGGGUCCUUGAUGCAGCGGGGUAUCCGACUGAUUGGCAAUGGCCAGGCGCCAGUCCACAAGUAUUGGCACGAGCUGCUGGAACAGGUUCAGAAGGGAGACCUCGACCCGUUGCAAAUGGUAUCGCACAGAGUGAGCCUGGACGACUUGGACAAGGUCUACUACAAAUUCCAGAAGCACGAGGACAGCAUGCAGAAGGUGUUUGUGGAAACUAAAUUCUCGUUUCCACGUGCCGCGGGGACUCCGGAGUUGACGAGGUACUA
Messenger RNA from Parascedosporium putredinis, 1289 nucleotides. The record is from the annotation of a GenBank genome assembly. NCBI's taxonomy places the organism in Eukaryota, Fungi, Ascomycota, Sordariomycetes, Microascales, Microascaceae.